AUGACGUUGUCAAUGUCUAAAACUGAUCAUGCUCGCCAUCUACGUCUUAUGCUUGAACUUCUACGUGGUGAACGUCUGUACGCUAAAUUUUCUAAGUGUGAGUUCUGGAUAGAUGAAGUGCAGUUUCUCGGUCACAUUGUCAGUAGUCAGUGUAUUCAUGUUGACCCUUCUAAGAUUGAGGCAGUGAAGAAUUGGUGUACGCCUAAAUCUGUGUCUGAGAUACGUUCUUUUCUAGGAUUGGCGGGUCAUUACCGCCGAUUCAUCGCGGAUUUUUCUAAAAUCGCUGUUCCUCUUACUAUGCUAACCCAAAAGGAGAAACCUUUUGUUUGGGGUCCCGAACAAGAGGAAUCCUUUCUAACUCUUAAGAAUCUUUUGUGUAAUGCUCCUGCGUUAACUCUACCUGAUGGCAAUGACGAUUUUGUGGUAAAGGCUGAACACCAGCGUCCCUCUGGACUCUUAGAGCAACCUAAGAUCCCAGUCUGGAAAUGGAAUAGCAUUGCUAUGGACUUUAUUACCAAACUACCCCGUACCUCUAAAGGUCACGAUAGUAUCUGGGUGAUUAUAGAUCGCUUGACCAAAUCCGCCCACUUUCUUCCUAUUCGUGAAGAUUACAGAGUCGAGAAACUUGCUUGA
Helianthus annuus (common sunflower) is the source of this 633-nucleotide messenger RNA. RefSeq lists its product as uncharacterized. The transcript has 3 exons. The record is from RefSeq and is a predicted model, not a curated record. Bases 1 to 633 code for a protein of 210 amino acids. Gene Ontology annotation, molecular function: nucleic acid binding. NCBI's taxonomy places the organism in Eukaryota, Viridiplantae, Streptophyta, Magnoliopsida, Asterales, Asteraceae.